Molecule: messenger RNA, 887 nt
Organism: Neurospora crassa OR74A
Lineage: Eukaryota; Fungi; Ascomycota; Sordariomycetes; Sordariales; Sordariaceae
Product: thermoresistant gluconokinase
Exons: 2
Coding region: 189-860 (223 amino acids)
Cellular component (GO): cytoplasm
Molecular function (GO): gluconokinase activity
Source: RefSeq, a predicted model, not a curated record
ACGACUACAAGCCGCCUACCUACCUACUUUUACAGACUACCUACUUUUACAAACUACCUAAUUCAGUGUUGCAAGUUCAUCACAUCACCUCGUUGAUUCCUGCUCAAACACAACAGUACUACACCCUUUGCUUACAGGGUCCAGUCCUUGUCAGUUUCAACUGAAGUAUCAACAUUCCAACAACAAUCAUGACCGUCCAGAACACCGACGCCGCUCUCGGCGAGCAGCAGCACUUGGGCGACCAACAAAAUAGCACGGCCGCGGAAAAGAAACCCAAGAAUGAGCAUAGAUGGAUUUGGUUCGUCACGGGUCCGACGGCAUGUGGAAAGACGACGGUUGCCAAGGCGUUGGCGGAGAAUUUGAAUCUCACUUAUGUAGAGGGUGAUGAUUACCACCCAAAAGCCAACGUCGAGAAAAUGUCCCGCGGCGAACCCCUGACCGACGCCGACAGAGCAGGCUGGCUGCAAGCCCUCGCCGAGCACGAAACCGCCAAACCACCCACCUCCUCGUCUCCCCAUCUCGUCAUCACCUGCUCGGCUUUGAAGCGGCACUACCGCGACAUUCUCCGUUUGGGGUCUGAACACGCCGGCGAUUUGCGAAUUCGCUUCAUCUUUUUGCAGGCCCCCGAGGAGGUGCUGACAGAAAGAGCACACAACCGAAAGGGACACUUUGCAAAGGAGAAUUUGGUGCAUAGCCAGUUUACGAUUUUGGAGAUGCCGGAUCCGACAAAGCCAAAGGAGGAAGGGGGAGAGCCGGAUGUGCUGGUUGUGAAUGUGGGGGAGAAGGAGAAGGGGGUGGAGGAGGUGGUGAGGGAGGUGGUGGGGAGGGUGAGGGGGGUGAUGCACUUGGGGAGGGAAUGAGGGCAGAUGGUGUGGAAUGGUUUGGGU